AUGUUGACAGAAAUGGAGACGACGCCCUAUGUGGCUGAGAUCAAGCUGAAUGGAGGUCGGGGAGUCUGGAGUGAAGCUGCUCCCUCCUCCUGCCCCGAGGUGGACCUGGAGGUCAUUGAGGAAUACCUGCAGGAGCACUCGCUGGAGGUCCAGCAUGCUCACUCACCUAUGACCACGAUGGGCCAGCAAACACACACACACUCCCACCGAGAUACCAGGAUCAUAGAGAAUAACUGGUCAGGUCAGCAUGCAUAUAAGUGGAACUACGGUUCUCACACUCCAAACAAGGAAUAUAAAGAGCUGGUGCCACAUCUGGCCUGGCAGAGUCCUCAUGACAGCCAGUGGGAGCCCAUUCUAUACUCCUGUGAAGCUCCGUUAUAUAUUGACUCAGAUUCACAGUCUAGCAGCUCCCAGUAUCAGGAUUACCAAGACUCACCCUCACCGUCUUCUGACAGAGAGGACAGGAAGGACAGAAACUUGCCUCUCACCCCACUGUCAGGAAAGAGGAAAGAGCGCCUGUUCCAGUUCCUGUUUGAGAUGCUUCAAACGCCAUCGAUGCGGAGCUGCAUCUGGUGGGUCCAGUCCUCUUCUGGAACUUUUCAGUUCUCCUCUCAAAACAAGGAGAGCCUGGCCCAGUUGUGGGGCCAAAGAAAGGGGAAUCGCAAAACCAUGACCUAUCAGAAGAUGGCCCGGGCACUGAGGAACUACUCCCGCACCGGUGAGAUCCACAAAGUGAAAAGGAAGCUCACCUAUCGCUUUGACGAGAAGACGCUGAGAGGUCUACAAGGAGAGCCCAACUCUGUGUAG
Messenger RNA from Nematolebias whitei (Rio pearlfish), 807 nucleotides. Its product is annotated as transcription factor PU.1. The record is from RefSeq and is a predicted model, not a curated record. The transcript is spliced from 5 exons. Bases 1 to 807 code for a protein of 268 amino acids. Lineage: Eukaryota; Metazoa; Chordata; Actinopteri; Cyprinodontiformes; Rivulidae. Gene Ontology annotation, biological process: regulation of transcription by RNA polymerase II; cell differentiation. Gene Ontology annotation, molecular function: sequence-specific DNA binding; DNA-binding transcription factor activity, RNA polymerase II-specific. Gene Ontology annotation, cellular component: nucleus.